Molecule: messenger RNA, 6128 nt
Organism: Lonchura striata (white-rumped munia)
Lineage: Eukaryota; Metazoa; Chordata; Aves; Passeriformes; Estrildidae
Gene: HECA
Product: HECA ribonucleoprotein granule regulator
Source: RefSeq, a predicted model, not a curated record
CGCAGCCGCCGCCGCCCGCCCGCCCCCGCCGCGGCGGCGGCCGGGCCCGCGAUGCCGAACCAGAAGGGCGGCAAGGGCAAGAAGAACAAGCGCGCCAACAGCAGCGGCGACGAGCAGGAGAACGGGGCGGCGGCGGGCGGCGGAGCCGCGGCGGCGGCGGGCGGCGGUGCCGCGGGUGGCGGCGGAGCCGGAGCGGCGGCCGCGGGCGGCGGCGGCGGAGCGGGCGGCGGAGCGGGCGGCGCGGCGGCCGCGGGCGGCUCGGCGCCCGGAGACGUCAAGAGCGAAGCCCCUUGUGCUACUCCACUGAUCUGUAGCUUCGGGAGGCCGGUGGACCUGGAGAAGGAUGACUACCAGAAGGUUAUAUGCAACAACGAGCAUUGUCCCUACAGUACUUGGAUGCACCUUCAGUGCUUCUACGAGUGGGAAAGCAGCAUCCUUGUCCAGUUCAAUUGCAUUGGCAGAGCCAGGAGUUGGAACGAAAAGCAGUGUCGCCAAAACAUGUGGACCAAGAAGGGAUACGACCUGGCUUUUCGGUUUUGCUCCUGUCGGUGUGGGCAGGGUCAUUUAAAGAAGGACACGGACUGGUACCAGGUGAAGCGAAUGCAAGAUGACAAGAAGAAGAAAUCAGUGUUGGAGAAGAGUACGGGAAGGUCCAUGACAGAAUCUGCAGAGGAGGCCAAAAAAGGCAGGCCGGCUAAUAAGCCGCAGAAAGGCUUGAGUAAUGACCUGCAGCGAAGGCACUCUAUGGACAGGCAGAACUCGCAGGAGAAGGGUGUCAUGGGUGGCAGCUACGCUGUUCGCUCGCCCUGUGUCUCUCCUGGCCAGUCCCCACCCACUGGCUACUCUAUCCUCGCCCCCACGCAUUUCAGCGGCCCUCGUUCCUCGCGAUACUUGGGAGAGUUUUUGAAGAAUGCCAUUCACCUGGAGCCCCAUAAGAAGAACAUGGCUGGUGGGGGCAUGUUCAGGAAUGCACAUUUUGAUUACGGGGCAGCUGGCUUGCAGGCACAUAGAUCAGGACACUUCGAUACCCCAGUGCAGUUUCUGAGAAGGCUCGAUCUAUCCGAGUUGCUCACUCACAUCCCCAGGCAUAAAUUGAAUACUUUCCAUGUGCGAAUGGAAGACGAUGCCCAGGUGGGCCAAGGGGAGGAUCUUCGGAAGUUCAUCCUUGCUGCUCUCAGUGCCAGCCACAGGAAUGUUGUAAACUGUGCUCUGUGCCACAGGGCGCUGCCAGUGUUUGAACAGUUUCCGCUGGUGGAUGGGACCCUGUUCCUUAGCCCGUCAAGACAUGAUGAGAUUGAAUAUGAUGUUCCCUGUCACCUUCAAGGAAGGCUUAUGCACCUCUAUGCUGUUUGUGUAGACUGCUUAGAAGGGGUUCACAAAAUUAUCUGCAUUAAGUGCAAGUCCCGAUGGGAUGGAAGCUGGCAUCAGCUGGGCACUAUGUAUACCUACGAUAUUCUGGCAGCAUCUCCCUGUUGUCAGGCUCGACUGAACUGUAAGCACUGUGGGAAGCCAGUAAUAGAUGUGCGGAUUGGCAUGCAGUAUUUCUCUGAAUACAGCAACGUCCAGCAAUGUCCUCACUGUGGAAAUCUAGACUACCACUUUGUGAAGCCAUUUUCUUCAUUUAAAGUUUUGGAGGCUUAUUGACGAAAGCUUUGCUUUAGUAAUAGCUAUUUUAUGGGUAUUUCAACUUUAUUACAUAUCUUUUUAUAGGAUUCAUUCUGUGAUGAAAUCUAAUUUCUUUUCUAACUGAAAAAGCAGCUUCUUUGUCAGUGUACAUAUUAAUAUGUAUAUAUACAUGUUGUUAAAACCAGAAUCCUCCUGACAAGAUCUCUGUGAAGGUUGGAGGCAAGCCAAUUUAAUGGCCUUUCAAUAUAUCCCGUGUGUGGGGUAAAGUUCAGCUAAAAAAUCAUUUGGGUUUAUUUUUUGUAUAGUUGUAAUACAGUUUAUAGGAAGGGUGUGGGGAGACAUAAAGGACAGAGAAAUAUGUCCAGUUGGAAAAUGGGUAAUUGCAUAGGGUUGUUCCUCCAGCUUGGUGGAAAUGGGAAAUCCUUGGAAAGAAAUGUUUCUGUUGCUGUUGAAUUCGUUCAGGCUUUUGCAUUGGUUCCCAGGGGUGCAGGAGCUGGCCUUUUGUUGCCAGUCCCCUCGGCAGGCUUUCUUUCAGAUUUCCCAUGACCAGGGUAAACUGAGGUAUCAUGACAAGUGAAUGUAAACGUGUGCCAGAAAAUGCAAUCUUGAAUUAAUUAUUUCGGCAUCGCGUCUUCCUGCUGUGUGUGUUUGAUGUGCAUUGCCCUCACUGACUUAUAGUGCAGGCAGUAGUGCUGCUUCCAACAGGGCUGUCAUGUGCCCAGCUGGGUCACCUGCUCAUACCAAAACAAGCUGGAGAUCUCAAAAUGCUUUAUUUAAAGGUAUUUCUUCACAGACAUUUUAGGGAAGGAGCUGUCUGAGCUGAACGGGGAUGCGAUUGUAUGUGCCUGCUGGGACUGAGGCUUUACUGUCUGCUGCAGGCUGGUGUGGAAGGAGAACCAUGAGGUGGGGUCUAGGCCCUCAGACCUGUAUGAGCUUACAGGUACUGUGACACUGUUGAGGCAGGAUGAUAUGAAAGGAUUCCACAUCAGAAGGUUUGAGAGUAAAACUGAUUUAUUUCAAAUACAUCUCUCUUUUAUAGAGAGUAUAGUCUCGACCCAUUCUAUUGGUCCUGAAGUAAAAACAUCUCAUCCAUUGGUGUGCAGUGAAUGACACAGUGGCAGAACUUAUCUAUAAACAAUGUGAACAACAAGAGAGAUAAAGAAUUAUUUACAUUCUUUCUCAACUGUUUCCCAGACUUCUGCCUGGUUAGAAACCUUUGUUUUCUCUCUGACUGAACUGAGAAUACCCACAGGUACUGAGUACAAAACUUGUCAUCACUUUUUAAAACAAUUAAUUGCUGCAUCUUCUCCUUUCAAAAUUGUGUUCGGUCUAGGAUCUAAAAACAAGGAGAUGUUUUAAGAAAGCAAACUUAGCAUAUUUACUUUCUACAUGCCUCUGUGCUGUACAUAAUAGACUGCAUUAAGCAGUGAAUUUGUAUCAGAGAGCUUGGCCCUGUAGACUCUGCAGUUGUUCUUUCUUGACUCCCAUUUCGCCCUUCCUUAAAUAAAUUUUUCAAAAUAGGUCAUUAAUCUUUUGCUUGGUUUCUCAGAUCGGUUGAGAUUUAAGGGACAUUGUGUUUUUUUUGCUUUUCUCGGUAGUGUAUUUAUGAAGUGUUUGUCCACUGGAGAAGUGUGGGGGUUUUUUUCUGUUUACAUGGUGGGAUUAUUUUUUGUUUCUUCUGAAGUCUUUUGUUUUUCCAAAUUAGAAUCUUUUUAGAGUGUAUCUGUUAAAAUCAUGGUCUUAAAAAUGGCCCUGAUAGUCUGCCAUCCUGGGAAAGAAAACAAAAAAGUCAGAAGCCAAAAUAGUGUUUUUUUCCUAUGUUGGAUUGAGAAUUACACUUUCUACCGAAUUAAGAAAUUAUCGUGCACAUAAAACUCAAGUUGAAUAUCCAUGUUUCUUUGUGUGUAAAAAUGCUGAGUUCAGAGUUUUAUUUCCUGGCUGUCUCCACUGCGGAAUUAGCUCUUUUUAGCAUUAGCUACCCUUCAAGUAAUACCCAAGCUGCACAGAACGCUUCUGUUGGCACAGUUUGAGUGGCAAUGUCCUUGGGUGCCACCCAGCUCAUGCAGUCCAGCGCUGCUCUGAACAGCCAUGGUGGCAGGCUGUGGUAGCCUUCACCACUGCUCUCCUUUGUGCAAGUUCCUGGGCUGGGUUUUGGGUCUGGAGCACGUUCUUGGGGUUUUGUGCAGUUGUCCUGUUGGCAACAGUUUUGGGAAAACCUGUUUCUUCUUCUUGGAGAAUUACGAGAAAGACAUUGAGAGACGUAUAAAACAUCCUUUCAUGGCUACUACAAAGUUACAUGAAGCCCAGGUGCAGUGAGACCAGUUCUGCACCCACUGUCCCUAGGAGCAGGACCUGGCCUGGGCAUACCUGGGCAGGAAGGAGAUUUCUCACAGAUAAACCCUGAUUAGCUGUGCAGUGUAGACUUCCCUUGUGAAGAGCAAUGGAAUUAUAAUUUGGAUUAACUCCUCCAGAAGGUUGAGCCCUGCAGCUUUGAUGGUGUGUUGAGCAACCUGCUGGAGUUAGGGUGGCUAAUGAGGUUGGAGUUGUGUUGCCUGGCAGUUCUGUGAGAACCAGACCACACAGAAAACGGUGGCUGUCGCAGCGACCUGAAAUCACACAACAAAGACAAAGCUCCUGUAAUUAAGCAAUUAAAGAGAGCAAUUAAAGCAUACUUCUCUUACUGUAGGUUCAGUCUUCAGUGCCAGUCACACAUUAUGAGUCUGGAGUGUGAGCUCCCACACAGGAUACAUGGCAUUGUGUGCCCACUUUUUUUGUACAGUGUUGGGAGGAGGUGUCACUGUACAGUGCACAUGGUAGGGGAGAAGUGGGCUCUGGAGUUGUCCUAGGUACUUGUUCAUUUGCUUCCCUUAGAGUAGCUUAAUUUGCAGUUCUGCCCUUUAAGUUCUUGAAUGCCUCUCUAGACAGUAUGUGUGGCAAUCAAAAAUGAGUAGAUGUGGAAUAAAGGAAAUAUGGUCAGCUUUAAAGUAAGUAUUUGAGAGAUUGUGUAAUACAUCCAAGUCAAAUCCAGGAAUGGAACAGACUGAGAAAAUGGGAAGGGAAAAGCACAUUUAAAGUUGUAACACUGACAAGAAAUUACAUACAAAUCUCUAAGAAAGCAGUUUAGUUUUUUGCCAGCUUUUCCUUUUAAUUCUGCUGUUGAGUCUUACCUACUGCUUAAGGAAUGCAUAUUUUCUUGUAAAACACAUCUCUCAACUGGAGACUAGCAGCAUACAUAGCACUGUAAAAAUGAUCCUCAGUGGAAACCAGCUGAGCUACAGAAAGGUUCUUCUGAACUUUGCUUCAAAGUAAAUGAUCUCUAAUUUGUAAAGACUUUCCCUGCUUCUUGUUGGUGCUAAAAGCUGCUCUUGAGUCACUGGAAAAUGCAUGAUUUUCUCUAACAUGCAGAUUCCAGUCAAGCAGUCAGCCCUCACCUUUGACCAGGAGAAUUUCCUGGGCUUUACUGAAGCAGAUGUACAAAUGCACCUUCUUUGGGACCUAAUAGCUACUUUGGAGGUUAAACUAGACCACAGUUGCUCUGCUUCCUGUCUUGAGAAGCACUGGAAGUAGUCAUGAGCUUACAAAUACAUCAUAAAGGAAAUUACUUCCCAAGCUAGGGAGCAGCUUGCUUUGUUUAUUUGACUAGUUUAUUCUUCAUUACCUUUAUUUUCUCUGAUGCUAUGUGUUCUUUUUAAGCUGGCCCAUUGUCAGAUUAAAUUUGCCUGAAAUAUGUUUUAUAAAUGAGAAUGUACUCCUCUGGAUUUGGAGGUUCAUUCUGCUCUUCUUAACUGCACGAUACUCCUUGUGAUAGCAGUAGGAGUUGCAUGUGCAAAUGCUUUUCUUUCCAGUAGUUAACUUUCCUUUCCAUAGGAGAGGCGUGCAUUUAGGUAGACUUCAUAUUUUGGAUGUGUAAAGCUGAAUUUAUUCAUCACUAAGAUGUCUACAAAUAAAUUUUGAUAACCAUAACUAACAAAAUAGACAUCUUUUACAUGCUGAUGUGUAAUUUGACAUCAACCAACGUGAACAGCCUGAAAUUGUUGUUCUAAUGCUGCAGUCAUUAAAACUACAGUGUUGUGUAGCCAGACCACAGACUAUCUUAUAGUCUAUUUACACUAACAUCUCCAGUAAUGAGCUGUGUAUUCAUAAUGAGUUUAAUUGGAAAAAUACUGAAUAUUCCUACACGGGAGGCAGCUAGCCCGAUAUUUUUCUUUUUUCCUUUUUUUUCCUCCCUCCCAUGUAUUCCUCAUUUUGCUGUACCAAGUAACCAAGGACAAACAUUGUUGUAAGGUCACUGGUGAGAAAACCCCUCAAAAAUAUACUUGUCCAUAAAGGUUUCUUGUUGAGACAUUCUUGGAUUGCACUUUUGCAGAUGGAAGAAUAUGUACAUAGCAAAUGAAUGUUGAUGAAAUUAAAAUAAUUGGUUAUGAUAUCAUUUACAUGUGUUGUUAAGGAAUAUUUUGUUGUGAGUUCUCUGUAUUAAAAAGUAAUAAAUACCAGACAGCUGA